AAAGGUUUAGGAAAGCCCGCGAAGGAUGCGCCCCGCGGAAAUGGGAGAGCUAUUGAAGAACUCGAUCUUCUCUUCAGAUCAAUACCUUUGCUACGCUGAUAUUCUACCUCCUCUUCAGGUUCGAGCUCGGAUUGAAGUUGCAGUCCUUAAUUUCCUGAAGAAUCUGAACUCCUCGGUUCCAUCAGUAUCGGAUCUGCCUCUGAUUAGCAGGAAAAUGAGCAAUAGCAGAGUCAGGCGUGGAUUGCUAACUGAAAGCGCGAAUAUAUUUCUUUCGCAUUCGUUUUGCAUAAAAUCAUUGAUGAAUGAGAGCACGGGCAAUUCAUUUAUUAGAGUGUGGAAGGUGAUGGAAAUGUGUUAUCAAAUCCUAGCUCAAGAAAAGAGGGUAACUCAAAGGGAGCUAUUCUACAAACUGCUAUGUGGUUCAUCAAAAUAUUUUACUUCUCAAGCACAGGUCAACCGGAGCAUACAAGAUUUGGUGGCAUUGCUAAUGUGCAGCCGAUAUAGCCUUGGAAUCAUGGCGUCCAGCAGAGGAGCAGUAGUGGGUCGCCUGUUGCUGCAGGAACCAAACCAAGAUGUUGUGGACUGUUCUGCUUGUGGAUCUUCUGGUUACCCCAUUUCUGGAGACCUUAAUUUGCUUGAAAACUUGGUCAUGAAAAGUGACGCUAGAUACAUCAUUGUGGUGGAGAAGCAUGCAAUAUUUCAGCGGCUGGCUGAGGAUUGUGUGUUCAAUCAAAUUCCCUCCAUUCUCAUCACAGCCAAAGGGUAUCCAGAUAUUGGAACCAGGCUUCUUCUUCAUCGAAUGAGUCGAGAGUUCCCUGAACUCCCAAUCCUAGGCCUGGUUGAUUGGAACCCUGCUGGACUUGCAAUAUUGUGCACCUUUAAGCAUGGAAGUAUAACAAUGGGCCUGGAAGCAUACAGAUACGCUUGCAACAUCAAGUGGCUUGGAUUGCGUAAGGAUGACAUUGAGCAGCUCAUACCUGAAGAAUCUUUAAUUCCAUUGACGCCAAAAGACCAUCAAAUCGCCAAAAGCUUGGCUUCCUCAGAGAUCCUCCAGGACAACUAUAAGGAAGAGCUUGCCUUCAUGAUUGAAAGAGGUAGAGCAGAAAUUGAAGCUCUUUACAUUCAUGGAUAUGAUUAUUUAACCAAGUACAUAGGAAAGAAAAUCGUACAAGCCAAUUACAUAUGA
Molecule: messenger RNA, 1186 nt
Organism: Andrographis paniculata
Lineage: Eukaryota; Viridiplantae; Streptophyta; Magnoliopsida; Lamiales; Acanthaceae
Product: meiotic recombination protein SPO11-2
Exons: 11
Coding region: 26-1186 (386 amino acids)
Biological process (GO): meiotic DNA double-strand break formation; meiotic DNA double-strand break processing; reciprocal meiotic recombination
Cellular component (GO): nuclear chromosome
Molecular function (GO): DNA binding; DNA topoisomerase type II (double strand cut, ATP-hydrolyzing) activity; ATP binding
Source: RefSeq, a predicted model, not a curated record